Candoia aspera is the source of this 1051-nucleotide messenger RNA. It is a transcript of the gene SPMAP2L, whose product is annotated as sperm microtubule associated protein 2 like. The transcript is spliced from 9 exons. Bases 87 to 1004 code for a protein of 305 amino acids. The record is from RefSeq and is a predicted model, not a curated record. Lineage: Eukaryota; Metazoa; Chordata; Lepidosauria; Squamata; Candoiidae.
ACGCCGGGGACGAUCCGGAUCGCCCGCUUUUCCACAACUGCAAGCUGCGGCGUGAGCUAGGGGAAGCAGGGUCAUCCUCGCGCAGCAUGGGCGAACCACAGUCAGCUACUUCCUAUGGGUUUAAUUCAAGUGAAAGGUUACAAGAGCUUGCAAAACCAAAGCCAACAAAAGAUGUAUGGAAUUUUCAUCGCAAGUUAGUCGGGGGAAAUCAAGAGACAAUAUGGCCCCUCUCCUCAAGGACUUUGCUGAGACGGCCAAGCUCAAGAGUCCUGGCUCUAGCAAGACCAAAGGAAAAAGCUGGUAACCAGCAGAGGUCCCUGUUCUUGUACAGCUGUGGUCAAAUGUCGGAGAUUUGGCAACGUUCUUCAGCAGUGUAUUCUGUAAUGCCAACAAAGCGAUUGCUGAAACUAGCAGAACCUAGGCCAAUUUCAGCAACUUUUCUGAAACAAAGGCCACGGAAUUCCCCUGUAUGGCCUGUCAGCUCCUCAGCACUUUGUUGUGACACUUCCCAGCGGCUUUUGACCCUUGCUCAAGCAAGAACUAUCCAUCCACAGUUUAACUUUCCAGAACAGCCGACAAGAGAGGUUUCAAGGGCUGCAAGAAGAGCUGAGGCCAGCCCAAGGUUACAGCAGCUUUCACAGCCAGUAGUUAGGAAAGAAAUGGAGUUCUAUGAAAACAUAUACAAGGAGGUCCCAAUCCGCCAAGUACCCCCGGCUGCCCUGCAAGUAGUCGCAAGUCCGAGGCUAGUUGAGCUAGCUAAACCAAAAGCACUGUCUUCUGAGGGUGCCGUUGACCGUUCCCCCCAGUGGCCUGUGUCAGUGGCAGCCAAGCAUGCAGUAGCUUCCCCUCGACUCAGCGAACUCGCUCAGCCUCCCAGCAGGGCCCCAACCAACCUUGUGCAGUUUAAUCCAGAUGCCUUUAUUGUAAAGGAGUCUGCUAAGAAAGCAUUCUGUACAGAAAGAGUCAAGCACUUAGCAGAACCAAUUACUCGUUGGUCACAUUGAUCGUCCACAUCUUUCUGUGGCAUUUUCAAUAAAUUAAGAGAACUACA